AUUCACUCAUCAAAGUUCAAACACAAUCUAUCAAAUACACUAUGUCUUCCUCUAACAAGGCUCCCGCUAUUGGCAUCGAUCUCGGCACUACCUAUUCCUGCGUUGGUGUAUGGAAGAACGAUGCUGUUGAGAUCGUUGCUAACGAUCAGGGUAACCGGACUACGCCCUCUUACGUGGCCUUCACUGAUACUGAACGGUUGGUUGGCGAUGCCGCUAAGAACCAGGUGGCAAGGAACCCCGAAAACACCGUCUUUGACGCCAAGAGACUGAUUGGUCGCAAGUUCGAUGAUUCCGUGGUUCAGCACGAUAUGAAGAUGUGGCCAUUCAAGGUUACUAGAGGCGCUGACGACAAGCCGAUCAUUGAAGUCCAGUAUAAGGGCGAGAAAAAGCAAUUCCAUGCUGAGGAGAUAUCCUCUAUGGUGCUCACUAAGAUGAAGGAGACUGCUGAGGCCUUCCUAGGUGGUAAGGUUAGCGAUGCUGUCGUGACCGUCCCUGCGUAUUUCAACGAUUCCCAGAGGCAAGCCACUAAGGAUGCCGGCUCUAUUGCUGGCCUCAAUGUCCUCCGUAUCAUCAAUGAGCCCACUGCUGCUGCUAUCGCUUAUGGUCUCGAUAAGAAGGGUCAAGGUGAAAAGAACGUCCUCAUCUACGAUCUUGGUGGCGGAACUUUCGAUGUCUCCCUAUUGACUAUUGAGGAUGGUAUCUUCGAGGUCAAGGCCACUGCUGGUGAUACCCAUCUGGGUGGUGAGGAUUUCGAUAAUCGUAUCUUGGAGUUCUGCAUGCAGGAUUUCAAGCGUAAGAACCGUGGCAAGAGCAUUGAGGGCAACCAGAGGGCUAUGCGUCGUCUCCGUACUCAGUGCGAGCGCGCUAAGAGAACCCUGUCCUCGUCUACUCAGGCCAGCAUUGAAAUCGAUUCUCUCUUUGAGGGUAUUGACUACAACUGCACUCUGUCUCGUGCUCGGUUCGAGGAGCUUUGCAUGGACUACUUCCGUAACACCAUGGGUCCUGUAGAGAAGGUCCUCAAGGAUUCGGGUAUUGACAAGAAGAGCGUCAACGAGGUCGUCCUUGUUGGUGGCUCUACUCGUAUCCCCAAGGUCCAGUCUAUGAUCAAGGAGUUCUUCAAUGGUAAGGAGGCUGCUAAGUCCAUCAACCCCGAUGAGGCCGUCGCCUACGGUGCUGCUGUACAGGCUGCCAUUCUCACUGGAGAAGGCUCUAGCCAAGUUCAGGACUUGCUGUUGUUGGAUGUGACUCCUUUGUCUCUCGGUCUUGAGACUGCUGGUGGUGUUAUGACCAAGCUAAUUGAGCGUAACACUACUAUCCCCACUAAGAAGACUCAGACAUUCACCACCUACGCUGAUAACCAGCCUGGUGUGUUGAUCCAAGUCUUCGAGGGUGAGCGUGCCAUGACCAAGGACAACCACCUUCUGGGCAAGUUCCAGCUCGAGGGUAUUCCUCCGGCUCCUCGUGGUGUCCCUCAGAUUGAGGUCACUUUCGAUAUUGAUGCCAAUGGUAUCCUUAACGUGAGCGCUCAGGAUAAGUCCACUGGCAAGAGCAACAAGAUCACUAUCACCAAUGAGAAGGGUCGUCUCUCUCAGUCUGAUAUCGACCGUAUGGUUGAUGAAGCUGAAAAGUACAAGGCUGAGGAUGAGGCCAAUAAGGAGAAGGUUGAGGCUAAGAACGCCCUCGAGAACUACUGUUUCAGCAUUAAGAACACUCUGAUGGAGGAGAAGUUCAAGGAGAAGCUCUCCAGCGAUGACAAGUCCGCCAUCGAAAAGGCUGUUGAUGAUGCCCUUUCGUGGUUGGAUAGAAAUCAGCUCGGUGAGAAGGAAGAAUUUGAUGCUAAGCAGAAGGAGGUCGAGGCUGUUGUUAACCCCAUUAUGAUGAAGGUGUACCAGUCUGGUCAGGAAGGUGGUGCUGCUCCUGGUGGCCCAGCUCCUGGCGCUGGUCCCGCUCCUGGUGGUAGCAGUUCCGGUCCCACUGUCGAGGAGGUCGACUAAAAUUUUCAAGUGUACAAAAAAUACACCGUCUAUAAUGAUUGUUUAAUUUCAACUAACCACUUGAGGCAAUGCCUUCUACUAGUGGAAACCGAAAGACACAGUAAACACCCUUUCAGUAAUACUGCGUAAUCUGUACA
Molecule: messenger RNA, 2131 nt
Organism: Perkinsus marinus ATCC 50983
Lineage: Eukaryota; Perkinsozoa; Perkinsida; Perkinsidae
Product: heat shock protein 70, putative
Exons: 1
Coding region: 42-1994 (650 amino acids)
Biological process (GO): cellular response to unfolded protein; protein refolding
Cellular component (GO): cytoplasm
Molecular function (GO): misfolded protein binding; ATP-dependent protein folding chaperone; ATP binding
Source: RefSeq, a predicted model, not a curated record